Gigantopelta aegis is the source of this 557-nucleotide messenger RNA. RefSeq names its product salivary glue protein Sgs-3-like. Bases 36 to 557 code for a protein of 173 amino acids. The transcript has 4 exons. Lineage: Eukaryota; Metazoa; Mollusca; Gastropoda; Neomphalida; Peltospiridae. The record is from RefSeq and is a predicted model, not a curated record.
CAUUCUAUCCCAGUAGACUGUAGUUGCCUUUGAAGAUGAAGUGUUUGGUGAUUUGCGUCGUGUUGCUCGGAGUUUUCCUCCUGUGUUCCGCAAAACAUGAGCGUUCCAGAAACAAUUCUGGAAAGCAUCGACAUUUCAGGCACAGGGGCAGGAAACUAGCUUCGCGCCUGCUGGACGAAAUUGAAGAUCUGAAGAAGCAGUUGGCUAAGUGUCAAGGAAUCAAAGAGGGAUCAGGGCCAGCUACGGAUUCACCAGUCACUGAAGAACCAACCACCGAGCCACCAACAACCGAGGCACCAACCACCAAGGCACAAACCACCGAGGCACCAACCACCAAGGCACCAACCACCGAGGCACCAACCACAGAGGCACCAACCACAGAGGCACCAACCACCAAGGCACCAACCACCGAGGCUGUAGUGAUAACAACAAUACCGGCCUGUCCACAGAAAUUUCCUUUUCGGUGCUCCUCGGAUAGCCAAUGCAUAGGUGGAGGGUGGACCAUAGAUCCGAAUUACUCAUGUUCAAUUCCAGGAGAGGUGUGCUGUAGGUCCUAG